Messenger RNA from Gryllus bimaculatus (two-spotted cricket), 1254 nucleotides. The record is from the annotation of a GenBank genome assembly. Lineage: Eukaryota; Metazoa; Arthropoda; Insecta; Orthoptera; Gryllidae.
AUGCGAUUAACACAUUCAUUAUGGAAACAACAUUUGGGAAGAAUGGCAAAGAAAAAUUGGAAAGCUCAUGGAAAAAAAGUAUUACAAGAAUCAGAUGAAUUGAAAAAUCUUGAACAUUUGGGGUUACCAGUGAUAGAUAUAAAUGAAGUGGUGAAGGACAUGAAAAUUGUGGAAAGAGUGAAGGAGGAGGAACCAAAAGAUUUAAAACAUUGGGUAGAACCACCUCCAGUGAUGAAUAAUCUCCAUCCUCUCUAUAAAGCUAGGCAAUGUUAUAUGCACAAAAAUAAUACUGUGUUGAUUGGAGGAUUGGAUCAAGCUAAAAUCAUUGCAAAAGCUGUAGAAGUAAAAGAUGGUUUGCCUAAAAUGUUGGAAGAAAAAAUUGAACAAUUAAAUGUAGCAGAUAUGCAUGAAUUAGUUAAGAGAUCUAUUCUUGCAUCACAUGUAUUUGAUGCCCAGCAGGUAAAAUUACCCAAGCUUCAUGAUCCUUCAAGACCUGCAUGGCAAUUUCCUAGAGUUUAUGGAAUAUCAGAUCAACGGCGAAACUAUCUUUUGUGUGAAAAACUUGUUCAACUGUGUAAUUCAUGGUCCCAGAAAAGUUCAGCAUUAUUUGCAGUGAAUAAUGGAAGGUGUCUUGUGCCUAUUGAGAAAGAGGGAGACUUGAUUCAGUUUGAUUUAACAUUAAAUAUGGCUUUAUUGUCUUCUGUACCUCAUGAGAAAUUCUCUUCCCAAGAAGAAGAAGAAAAUAUAUAUAAAAUUGAUCUUCCUGAUAUCUAUCCGCUGAAGCAUACAGUUUCAUGUGAAAAAACACAUUUUUAUGAGUCUAAGGAUAUAUUUCCUGUCAAUAAAUUCAGUAAAUUUAGUCAUUUACAUACCAUAAUAAUUCAUCAUAAUGAAACCCAAAUUAAGAAUUUGCAUGAAACUAAGGUGCUUGAAGGUCAGCUGGUAGGUAGAUGUCUCCUGCAUGGUUUUGCUGCUGCAGUGUCUCAAGCUCGACAGUUAUUUGGAGAAGUUGAGAAAGAGUUGCCUUUCCCUGUUAGUAUUCAAUGUAUUCAGACCGAUGGCCGACUCUUUGACUUUUCUAUUUUUCAGUUGAACACUUUAGAUUUGAAUGGCAGUGAAGGCAUGAAGAACAUGUUUUGGGUAUUGCCUCGUUUAGAAUUAUUCUCGUUGUGUGCUUAUGAUGAAGGUAGACCUACUUUACAAGGUUAUAAUCCUGAAGUAUUAAAAAAUUUUAUGGCGUUUUGUACACAUUGA